Polypterus senegalus (gray bichir) is the source of this 4318-nucleotide messenger RNA. Its product is annotated as cell adhesion molecule 2-like. The transcript is spliced from 12 exons. NCBI's taxonomy places the organism in Eukaryota, Metazoa, Chordata, Cladistia, Polypteriformes, Polypteridae. The record is from RefSeq and is a predicted model, not a curated record. The coding region runs from base 1 to 1326 and encodes 441 amino acids.
AUGCAUUUAUGGUCACAGGGAGCUGGCACCUAUUCUGGGAACAAUCGAGUACAAGUGGCUGCUGAAAAAGGCAAAGGCAAAGCAAGCCAAGGACAAUUUCCCAUAACUCAAAAUGUGACAGUUACUGAAGGAGGAACUGCAAAUCUGACCUGCAGAGUGGAUCACAAUGACAACACUUCCCUCCAGUGGUCAAAUCCUGCUCAGCAAACACUCUAUUUUGGUGACAAAAAAGCCCUCAGGGACAAUCGAAUUGAACUGGUUCGAGCAUCAUGGCAUGAGCUUAGCAUUAGCAUCAGUGAUGUGACACUGGCAGAUGAAGGGCAAUACACGUGCUCCCUCUUUACAAUGCCUGUCAAAACAUCCAAGGCCUUACUCAUAGUUUUAGGUGUCCCUGAAAAGCCAGAGAUUAAUGGACUUAAAAAACCAACACAAGAAGGAGAUAAAAUCACUCUUACAUGCAAGACCUCAGGCAGCAAACCAGCAGCUGAUAUUCGUUGGUUCAAAAAUGAUAAAGAAAUUAAAGGUGUGAAAGAAGUGAAUGCAAGUGGCAAAACAUUUACUGUAAAAAGUACUCUGGAACUGCAAGCUGAUAGGAAUGAUGAUGGGGCUACAGUCAUCUGCAGAGUCGACCAUGAAGCUCUAAGUUCAACACCACAACUGGCCACUCAAGUCCUUGAAAUUCAUUAUGCUCCAAUUGCAGAAAUUAUACCAUCUGUUAAACAUCCACAAGAAGGACAAAUUUUAAAACUCAUCUGUGACUUUAAAGCAAAUCCAAUGCCUGACCCAGUUCUAUGGACUAAAGAUGAUGGUGAAUUGCCUGACCUUGACAGGAUGACUGUCAGUGGUAGAGAGCUGACCAUCAGUCUUCUAAAUAAGACUGACAAUGGAACUUAUCGAUGUGAAGCUGUCAAUCGCAUUGGAAAGAGCAUUGGAGAAUACACACUCUUUGUUCAUGAUAUCUCAACCACUUUGUCACCAUCCACAACAACUUUAUUUCUCACAACCACAGCAGCUAUAUCAGCCUGGUCCAUAGUCACCUGUGCCAUCACCUCAGCAGCAGCCACCAGCACCACCUUAAAAGAUCCGAGUGCACUGUCUGACCAGACUGGACCUGACCAUGCUGUUAUUGGAGGAGUAGUAGCUGUUGUCGUCUUUGUUACCUUGUGUUUAAUAAUUGUACUUGGAAGAUAUCUGGCAAGACAUAAAGGAACAUACUUAACAAAUGAAGCAAAAGGAGCUGAAGAUGCGCCUGAUGCAGACACAGCCAUUAUCAAUGCAGAAGGCAACCAGGCAAAUGCAGAAGAAAAAAAAGAAUACUUUAUUUAGAUAUAGGCUACAUUUUUGCUUACUGAAGUUGCUGCUUGUUUAAACCAGCAAUUAAUUAAAGUCAUCUUUCUGUAAUUAUUGUGUUCAUAUAUUAUAUACACAUCCAUACAUGACAUAUAUACACACAUUUGUGUGUCAUUUAAACUUCUGUACAUUCUUGUUAAUAGCUGGUUUCCUCAAGCAACAAGUUGCUGAAGAUGCUUCUUUUUUAUUACAUAUUUUCAGUAUAAGAAAAACCAACAAACAACACAUACUCCCAUGCUACAGCCCCUUUCCAAAAACAGUGCUCAAUAUACAGACAUUUAUUUAAUUCAAAUAUAAUUUUGUUUCAAAGGGAGCAAUUUUUUAAUAUUACAUAAAUGUUUGAUAUUGUAUUAUACAUUUUAGAAACUAUACUGUAUAAUAGCCCAUUACUCUUAAACAUAUUAGUAUUGUUCCAAUUAUGAUGUAAAAAAAAAAAAAAAAAUACAAAAUUUAAAUGCUGUUCCUUGCCCUCCUGUAUGUGUUGUGAAAAUAAUUUAAGAGGAGUGGAUGAGUGUAUAUUACAUUUAGAAUUAGGAUUUAUUUUAGGAUUUUUAUCCACUUAUUAAUGUCUGAAAAUUUUAUAGUAAAACAGUUUAUAUGCAGCAUGUUAACUUAGUGUUUCUAGUAGUAUUUAUACAUGUGAGUGCAGGUACAAACACUUUAUUAUAUGUGUGUCCGGACACCAGAAAAGCACAACAUGAACCUACAGCCAUUUUUAUUCCCUCAUUCUGCACAUUUAUAUUAUGUCUAUAUAUUGCAGCACUGGAUAACGUAUACAUUAAAACUGGAAGCACAAACCCAAACAAAAAAGCAUUAAUGUAUCAGCCUGUAGACUGCCUCAGGAUUUUGUGUUCUGAUAUUAUAAAUAAGUUCCAAACCAGUCGUGUUGUAAUUAACACACAUCUCGAUUAGGCUGUCAGACAGGACACAGAAGCAAUGCGUUUGGAUUGAAUUUAAUGGUGUUGUUUUUUUUUUUCCCAAAUGGAAAUAAAUGAGCUCCCUUGUUGAUACAGCUGUAUAUCAUGUCUGCUAAAUGUGCUUAUUAGUGCAAAUUAUUGUUUAAUUUUGAUACCCUCUUACUCUAAAUUUGUAUACUAGUUCAAUUUCUCGAUAACACUCCAUACACAUGUUCAAUUGAUCAGUCAUUUUUCAUUGCCUGUAUGUUUUUUUCUCUCCCCAGAAAGCAUGUAUAUACAGUGUAAUUAAUAACAUUUAGUAAUAGACUUAUUCAAAAAUUAUCCAGCUGUUCUGCAACUACUGUCUGUUAAAACUCUUGUUUUUCUGAUGAAUGGUUUUACUGAAAAGAAUUUGCAAUAUCCUAGUCCUGCGUAUAAAUGCUGCUUUCGAAAGAAAUAAUUUUGAUUCUGCGACAGCAGCCCUUCUCCACAUAGUGGGGCAAAUAAUAGAAAAAACACACACACACACAUUAAGGCAGACAAACAAUACAAUAUGAUUUAAAAAGUCAUUUGAAUUGUAUUUUUAAAACAUUUUUUUUGUACCUUUUAGAUGAAAUCACUCCUAUGGAGUGAAUUGACUGUCAAGAUUACCCGUGUGCAAAAAAACUUGUUUAGUUGUUAGUAAAGGAGUUUGGUUCUGCAUCCACACAACGCAUCUUUUUAGGGGGUUCACCAUAUCGCAGGCUCACUCGCGACGACAGACCCCCAAGUGCUAAGCUGGUCAGCAUAACCACUCCCAGGUGGAAAGACUUAAUGGAAAAGAAAUGCAGAACAGACGGAUAAAGUGAGCGCAUGCACACAACUGCUUUAGCUCUUUACUCUGCAAUAUAUGGUGACACUUUGUGCCCAUUUUGAGCUCAUCCUGUACUGUUAAGCCUUUUGUCACAAAACAGAAAUGUCCUCAAAGUGAAAAACCUGUACAGUUCUUAUUAAUUGUAGUGAAUUCUUGUUUAGGUAUUUGAGGAAUAUUUAUUUAUUUUACCUCGGUUACACCGAGUCUUAGCUCUUACAAUGGCACAAGAUGGAAAUGAGCAAAUCAUGAAGCACUUUUAAAUAUAAUGUAACCCUUGUGCCAUUUGUGUUUUGCACAGAAACACAUCAGAAAACAUCUGGCUUCAGUGUAAUUAUGCAUAUUAGAAAGAAAACGUGUCCAAAUGGUACCAUUUUGCAUUUCAGAGACUGAUGUUGUUUGUGAUUCUGUGUUCUCCGACAGCUCGGUGUCCAAAGGCGCACACGACUGACUCGACCCCGUGAGUGUUUCUGAGCCUCGGCAUGGCUAAUCUUACGACAUUCAAAUUGGUUUUUGCACACUUGAAUUUUGAACAGCUAAUUCGCUCCAUAUUUGCUCUCAUACAUUCAACACAACAAUUAAACUUUGUUGCACAUUUACAUUUAUAAGUAGAAUUGUCUUUCAGAGAAAAAGGAAUAUCGUGAAGAAAGUCGAUAUAAAGAAACGCAACUCCUCGUACCUUCCAUUUUCGGUGCUCCCUGCCAUAAAGAUGAAAUUGGUGGCCAAGAAGAGAGGCUCAUAUGUAUAAUUUUUUAACAAAUGUGAAUUGUACAAAUAGUUCAAACUAUUUUCAUCAUUUCUUCUGUACUGUACCAUACAAUACGAUAGAUACAGUAGGAAAUCUCCAAUUUCUUUACAACAGCUGUGUUAUCCAGUUACAGUAUAUGUAUUCAAAAUCGUAUCAAGCAGCUUAAGGAAACCGUCACCAUGGCUGCCUUUGUGUUUGCAACAAACAAUAUGGAAGACUUUGUUAAAGGUGACAAAUUUCAAAAUGCAAGAGUAGUUAGCAUUCAUGACACUUUGUUAUAACAAAUCAAUGUUCUUUAAAGUUUUUCUACUAAUUGCAUUUGCUUAAAGAUGUUUUGAUUUUAUUUUAUUUUUUUUUUUCUGGAAUACGUGAGGUCCUAGUGUUACCUUUGUUAACAUGUCUUUCAAACAUGAUGAUUUACAACUGAAAAAUUAGUAUUCUUUUUUGAUUAAAAACAUUGCAAGUCUCUAAUAA